AUGCGGACAUUGCAAUGCAAUGAAUGGUGGCACGAGCCUGUGAAGUAGAGUCCCAGGGGGUGAAUUGAUGUUUGUCGUUGAAUUCAAUUUUGGACUUUCAAGCACGAUUAUACUGUUUUAUUAAUAAUAUAAUUGAGAAGAUGAUUUCAUUCCCCAUAAUUUAAAGAAUACUGUUAUAGCCUUUCAUGCCUCAUUCGUAAAAUAUUCCAGCUUCCUUGUGUACCUUUUUAUUUUAUUACUGGUCACGAGUUUUCUCCACUGAACUCUCUUUCGUUUAACCUUAACCCGCGGAGCCACAACGGAAAAUAGAAUUUACCACCCACACCAUUUCCUUCUCCCUCACGAUCUCCCCGCUACUGACCGGUGGGGUGGUCAUCAAAACACCGAAAACUCAUCAAACUCUGACGGCACUGUAUUUUAAUUACAUUCUGUUUCAGAAUUUAGCAACGGCGGAUUACCUCGUGAUGACGGUAAAGGCCACGGACAACGACGACGGAACCAACGGGAAGGUCCUGUACCAUCUGCAGGUCAACAGCGCGAACGUGCAAGAAACGGACGAGUUCGUCAUCAACGAGAUGUCCGGCGAGCUGCGCAUCCGCAAACCGCUGGAUCGCAAGCGGCAGUCGCGCUUCGAGCUGAUCCUGGUGGCCCGUGACCAGGGCACUCCGACGGCGUUCGAGACGUUGCGCUUUUUGACGGUGCUGCUGGUGGACGUGAACGAAAACCAUCCGGAGUUCCCGGACGCGUCGAAUCCGUACAAGUUCUUCAUCGCGGAGAACAGCCCGCAGGAUAUUAGGAUUGGGAAGAUUCAGGCGUUUUACGACAGUCAUGUGCCGAAGAUUUACUACUACAUGAUGCUGGGGAACGAGGAUGGGGCGUUUUACGUGGACAAGAUUAGCGGGGAUAUUUACACGAACAAGUCGUUGGAUCGGGAGGAGACGGACGUGUACGCGUUGUACAUCCAGGCUAGUAAGAAGUCUGAUUUGGUGAUAACUGAGAGGGAUCGGAUGAUGAUGUCGAUCAAGAAGUUGGAACGGGAUAGCACGGUUGCGAAGGUGUGGAUUACGGUGCUUGAUGUGAAUGACAACCCUCCGGUGUUCCGACAGGAGGUUUACUACGCGGGGAUUAGUUCGAAGGCAUCGAUCAACGAACUGGUGACUAUCGUGAAUGCGACUGAUCGCGACUUGGGGGUGAAUUCAACGAUGGAGCUGUUUAUCAGCGGAUCGUUCCUGUACAAGUACGGUGCUACCAAGACUACCGGAAGUAUUGUGCCGAGUCCGUUUACGAUCAACCAGGAGGGUCGCAUAACGACGGCAACUUACAUGGCCGAGUACAACCAGGACAGGUUCAUUCUGGACGUGAUUGCUAAGGAGGUUGAAUCUCCGGAGCGUGUGGCAACCGCCAAGGUUUACGUUUGGAUCUUCAACCCGGAACAACUGGUCCGAGUGAUACUGUCCAGACCACCCUCGGAGGUGCACAUGGAUCGUGACGAAAUUAUUUCGGAACUGUCGAAUGCUACACAAAAGAUGAUUAUCGUUGAUGAAAUUAGAUAUCACGUAGAUAGUCUGGGUCGGAUUCGGAUGGACUGGUGUGACAUGUACUUCCACGCUAUCGACAUGAACACUCAGAUGAUUGUACCGGUGGAGGAGAUUCUGCGAGAAAUCGAUGCCAAAUACGAUUUCCUACAGGAUUACAACGCCGGCUUUUCGAUCGAGAACGUGGUGCCGGCCUACGCAGCCAACGUGCAGGACGAGUUCGACCUGGCUCUGGCGGCGAUAAUCGCCCUGCUGAUAGUGCUGUUUGUGGGUGCCGUCAGCUUCAUUGUGCUGUGCUGCUGUCUCAAGCACUGGGUCAUUACGAUUCCGAACGAGACCAGACGGAAGGACGCACUGAUCAAAAAGCAGAUAAUCGAGGAUUUAAAUACUACCGAGAAUCCACUUUGGAUUGAGCAGAAACUCAAGCUGUACGAGGAGCAGGAACUGACGAUGCAAGUCUUCUCGGAGCCGGAGCUUACGCAGCAGCAGCAACACCAGCUCAACAGCUCAAACAAUACGUCCUCCUCGGGGAGUCCCCUGCAGGAACAGGCUCUGGUCCUCGGUUUGGACCGGAGGAACUCGUACGAGCUGUCGCAGGGCGGUGGGGACAAUACGUACGCCACCAUCCAGCCCCGGAAUUACGGCACUAAUCUGAGCACGGUGCUGGGCAGCGGGAUUGGUGGGGGCGGUGGCGGAGGAGGAGGUGGCGUGGGCGGCCUCGGACUGAGCGGAGAGAUGGCAGACUAUGCGACGCUGAGGGACACCAGGGCACCGUCGAUGUACGAGUUUCGAGGGUCAACAUUCCAGGUGCAGCAGCUGAACGGAGUCGACCAGCCCGACUACGUGACGGAGUUAAUUUAAGCAAAGUUCAAUGUAUUUUGAUAAAGAAGCAAGAGACAAAAAAAAACACAAGCAGCUAGUAGUAGAUAUCACUAGACUAUAGGAAUUGUGAGGAAGUUAAGUGAAGGAUUCUCACCGCAGCUAGAUAAUUGUGAAAAAAAAGAAAGACAAUUUCAGAGGGUGAUUUUGUGGUGCAGUAGGACGUAACUUUUAAGAAACUCGUUGCCAACUCGGAAUCACAAAAGGAAUCGAAACGGAAACUAGAAUGCUCAAUUUGUAACACUGUGUUAAAAUACUCAAAACAGAAGUGGCAGAUAAAAGACAUCAGAUGAACUUGUGAAAAGGUUUUUUUAUGAGGCAAACAAAACUUUGAUAGACAAUAAAUAGGAAAUAUCUCAUAAAAAUAAAAUAUUUACGAGAGGUAUUGAUUUAACUUGUGAAAAGGAAAGAGAAAAAUGCACGUGAUUUUGUGACGUUUGAAUUCAGUUACAUUAUUAAUAAUUUCUAUCAACGUACUGAUCAGCAACGAAUACAUAACUAAUUAUUUUCAUAAGCUAAUUUUAUGAACAUGCUCCUAUUCAUGAUAUCAAUUGAUUCACUUAUCCAACAAAGAGCAUCAUUUUACAAAUGCAUGAAAAACCUGGAAAUAAUUUCCACAGAACCAAGUGGUUUCCAUUUAAUUUUUCAUGUUUUUUUAAACCGCGUGACCAUUCAACCACGACAGAGGGCUUGCUCAUUAUAAAUUAUCCACCACCAUAAAAUUUCCUUUCGCUAAAAAGAACACACACACACACACACGCGUCGAAUGGAUCGAUUCAAUUUAAUAAAAAGAGCAUUGAAAAUUGAAAAAUGAAUCCACAACCACCCGCUUGUCACAAUGUAGAGGAAAGAGGCGUAAAAUGUAAAUAAUUAAAUUUAGCAAAUGAGUGAAGGUUAUUUAAAUUAUUAAAGAACGGUUACGUUUAAUGAGUGCGGACAGCAUUGAUACAAAGAUAAAUUUAUCUGAUUUAUCGGUGGAAAAGACCAACAAAACCGACAGAUAGAUUGUCGAACAAAACAAAAAAGACAGCUUCGUUUACCGAUGUACAAAUUGAGAGGCAGAGAGUGAAUUUGAAGAAAACUUGAGUCUGGUUUGAAAAUUCUUUCAGUUUUGUGGAGUAUAAAGAAAACACCGGAAAUAUUAUAAAACUGAGUAUGGAAUUCCAGAUGCGACGAGUUUGUCCAUCGGAGCUAGCCGUUUAGGAACGUAUGUCUUUUAAGCAAAUAUGGUUUCUGUAAAGAGUAAUCAGAACGUUUUAAACAGAUUAGAAAACAAUAAAACAGUUUUUCUUAGCAAAAUGUUAAA
Culex pipiens pallens (northern house mosquito) is the source of this 3720-nucleotide messenger RNA. Its product is annotated as cadherin-87A-like. Gene Ontology annotation, molecular function: calcium ion binding. Gene Ontology annotation, cellular component: plasma membrane. Gene Ontology annotation, biological process: homophilic cell-cell adhesion. The coding region runs from base 465 to 2396 and encodes 643 amino acids. The transcript is spliced from 6 exons. The record is from RefSeq and is a predicted model, not a curated record. Lineage: Eukaryota; Metazoa; Arthropoda; Insecta; Diptera; Culicidae.